Scatophagus argus is the source of this 2921-nucleotide messenger RNA. Its product is annotated as dynein, cytoplasmic 1, intermediate chain 2a. Gene Ontology annotation, cellular component: cytoplasmic dynein complex. Gene Ontology annotation, biological process: transport along microtubule. The record is from RefSeq and is a predicted model, not a curated record. Bases 167 to 2050 code for a protein of 627 amino acids. The transcript has 17 exons. Lineage: Eukaryota; Metazoa; Chordata; Actinopteri; Scatophagidae. Gene Ontology annotation, molecular function: dynein heavy chain binding; dynein light chain binding.
AAGUCAGCCGAGUUGAAAGCGCAUGACAGCACCGGAGACCCGGGUCCGGUUAACUCUUAUAGCUAGCUGCUAACAAACAAAGCUGCCGCUACAUCUUUUGCCACAGGGGUUGUCUGUAUUGGGCAAGUCACGUUUUACGACCCCAAAAACAUUUUACUGUGGCAUUAUGUCUGACAAAAGUGAGCUGAAAGCAGAGCUUGAAAGGAAGAAGCAGCGCUUGGCACAAAUCAGAGAGGAGAAGAAAAGAAAGGAGGAGGAACGCAAGAAGAAAGAGGCGGACCAGCUGAAAGAUGCUACACUUCAUCAGGAUGAUUCUGACCUGGAGAAAAAAAGACGUGAGGCUGAGGCUCUUCUGCAGAGUAUGGGCAUAACUUCAGAAGCUCCUGUUGUCCCUCCUCCCAUGUCUCCAACUACCAAAUCUGCGGGCACACCAAGCGAGGCAGGAAGCCAAGACUCUGAUGGAGCUGUGGGACCCAGGACUCUGCACUGGGACUCUGACCCGUCCACUCUUCAACUUCACUCUGAUUCUGAGCUGGGGCGUCAAACUCCAAAGCUGGGAAUGGCCAAAAUCACACAGGUGGACUUCCCUCCUCGUGAGACUGUGUCCUACACAAAAGAGACGCAGACACCUAUCAUGACCCAGCAGAAAGAAGAGGAAGAAGAAGAGGAAGAAAUUGCUCCACCUCAACCAGUAGGCGAGACUCAGACUGAGAAACCAGACCAGAAGGAGGAGGAGGAAGCACCCCCACACGAGCUGACGGAGGAAGAAAAACUCCAGAUCCUGCACUCCGAGGACUUUGCAAACUUCUUUGACCACAGCACUCGCAUUGUUGAGCGGGCUCUGUCAGAGCAUGUUGACCUCUUCUUUGACUACAGUGGUCGUGACCUGGAGGAGAAGGAGGGUGAAAUCCAGGCCGGAGCAAAACUCUCUCUCAAUAGACAGUUCAUGGACGAGCGCUGGUCUAAGCAUCGCGUCGUCACCUGUCUGGACUGGUCCCCCCAGUAUCCUGAACUCCUGGUUGCCUCAUACAACAACAACGAGGACGCUCCUCACGAGCCGGACGGGGUGGCCUUAGUGUGGAACAUGAAGUACAAGAAGGCUACACCGGAGUACGUCUUCCACUGUCAGUCUGCUGUCAUGUCAGCCGCAUUUGCCAAGUUCCACCCUAACAUUGUGGUAGGGGGCACAUACUCAGGACAGAUUGUACUGUGGGACAACAGGAGCAACAAGAGGACCCCGGUGCAGAGGACUCCCCUGUCGGCAGCAGCACAUACGCACCCAGUUUACUGUGUGAAUGUGGUUGGCACCCAAAACGCGAAUAACCUGAUUAGCAUCUCCACUGAUGGCAAGAUGUGCUCCUGGAGUCUGGACAUGCUCUCUCAGCCUCAGGACAGCAUGGAGCUGGUGUUCAAGCAGUCCAAAGCUGUAGCUGUCACCUCCAUGUCUUUCCCUCUCGGAGAUGUCAACAAUUUUGUGGUGGGCAGCGAGGACGGCUCCGUCUACAUGUCGUGUCGUCAUGGAAGCAAAGCGGGCAUCAGUGAGAUGUUUGAGGGCCAUCAUGGGCCCAUCACAGGGAUCAACUGUCACACAGCUCCAGGACCCCUGGACUUCUCCCACCUGUUUGUUACCUCCUCAUUCGACUGGACCGUCAAGCUGUGGAGCACCAAGAACAACAAGCCGCUGUACUCAUUUGAAGAUAACUCGGAUUAUGUGUACGAUGUCAUGUGGUCUCCGACUCACCCUGCUCUCUUUGCUUGUGUGGACGGGGUGGGCCAUCUCGACCUGUGGAACCUCAACAAUGACACAGAGGUUCCUACCGCCAGCAUCACAGUAGAGGGCAACCCAGCCCUCAACAGGGUCAGAUGGGCUCAUUCUGGCAGAGAAAUCGCAGUGGGAGACUCUGAUGGACGGGUUUUUGUGUAUGACGUUGGAGAGCAAAUUGCGGUUCCACGUAACGACGAGUGGACCCGUUUUGUUCGCACGCUGGCAGAGAUCAACGAGAACAGGGACGAUGCAGAGGAGCUGGCAGCUCAGCGCCUGGCUGCCUGAUCUACUCGCCGCAGAUGCAAUGUUCAAGGGACCAGUGGCGCGCUUGUUAAUACCAGCCCCCGUUUAGAUGGAAGGAGAAGAUGCGAUGACAACAUGAAUGGAGAUCAAGGUGAAGUUUUGAUCUGAAAGAAGUACGGACAUCUUUUGAUUUUUCUUCUUAUUUGGACAAAUCUGCCUUCUCAGUCAGCUGGAUCGUCACCAGUCUUCCUUGGAAUAACAUGAGCGACAGGUCUUAUCAACCUCAGACACUAACAUUAAGCCAUAUUCACAAACACAAACCAGUCGUCCUUUCUUCAACCAGAUGCCUUAAAUUUUCAUUUUAAUCUUGAUUGUAAAAAUCCUACCUGUCUUCAGUUAUGGGAUGUAAACACAAGCCUUAAUUUUGAGUUUUUCCAACCUUAAAUCCACUCCACAUAUUCAUUAAAAACACUUAUACCUAUCUUCUGGUUCCACCAAAGAUGUUGUAAAGCAAUCACAUCUUUAAGCAUCCAGGAAUGUAAAGUAGUUUGAACUGUAGCCCAUGUUGUCAUGUUCCUUUUAGACUUGUUAGCCUAAAUAUUCACUUGUUUGUAAAAUACUGAAAAGUCCAAAACCCAGAUGUCUUUCUACUUCUAUAUUCUGUACUGCACUUAAAACAGUGCAGCUGUUUAGACUUGAGAUAGUUGGAAUAUCCUCAAUGCCUAAGAAGAUGAUCAUAUAUGCUGUAACUGCUCAGUGAUUUCUCAGAGGUCUGAAACCUCAACAGGAUCUGAACGGGGAUCGUGUUCCCUAAGAGGUGUCAGAACUGAGAAUAUACUUUUCACACGGUAGAAACAAACAGUUUGAAUGAUUUAUUUCAGUAAAAUACAAUACAAUAAAUACAUUUAAAUUA